Molecule: messenger RNA, 656 nt
Organism: Leptosomus discolor (cuckoo roller)
Lineage: Eukaryota; Metazoa; Chordata; Aves; Leptosomiformes; Leptosomidae
Source: RefSeq, a predicted model, not a curated record
UUCCCCAUCAUCGGCCACAUGGGCAUCUGCACGUCGACUGGAGUCAUUCGGGACUUCGCCGGGCCGUACUUUGUCUCGGAAGACAACAUGGCAUUUGGGAAGCCAGUGAAGUACUGGAAGCUGGAUCCUAACAAAGUAUACUCCACCGGUCCCAACGCUUGGGACACGGCCGGACACGACGCCUCGGAGGAGUACAAGCACCGAAUGCACAACCUUUGCUGUGACAACUGCCAUUCUCACGUGGCUCUGGCCUUAAACUUGAUGAGAUACGAUAACAGCACCUCCUGGAACAUGGUGAAACUCUGCUUCUUCUCACUCCUGUACGGGAAGUACGUCAGCAUAGGGGGAUUUGUGAAGACCUGGCUUCCCUUUGUCCUCUUCUUGGGGGUGAUCGUGACCGUUGUUCUCACCCUUCACUUGCGGUGAUGGCAGCUGCAAACUCCCUAUUCCAUGGACACACGAAGGAAGAAACUGUGACUGAUCCAGCGAGAUGGAGGCGCGGGACUCUGGGAGGUGUUUUCCAGGGAAGGUGGCAGCUCCGCUCCGUUGUAACAGCUCAUCUUUGUUUCCUGGAACCGGCUUCUUUUCCUUCUGUUUUUGUUCUGUCGAUGGUGUCUCUCAGUGUCAGGGGUCCUGAAGCCUCCUGCUCUCUCCCU